AUUGUGUGUGUUUCCAACAGAGUUCGAGUUCGUUCAACAAAAGUGAUGUUCUGUUCUGAUUCUGAAAAAAGAAAGAUAAUUUUGCAAAUAAAAAAAAAAUGAUGUUUUUUUUGUUGUCUGCCUCGAUGUCGUCGAAAAUGAAUAUCAAAUUAAUACAUAUAAAUUAGUUAAUUGACUCUGAGACAAAUAAAUAUAACACAGAAUACACAAAGAUUAAGCAACCCCUUUUUACUAAACUUUUUUUCCCGGAGCGAACGAAACAGUGAUUUCAACCAAGAAAAAAAAAAAAAAAACGAAACAAGAAUCCAUAACAAAAGAAAGAUUUGAUCAGAAACAUUUUUUUAUGAAAAAUACUUUUUUUUUCUUUUUCAGUUUCAAUCCAACCUAAAAAAGGUUCGAUUUGCAAAAAAAAAAUAUAAACAACAUUUACUUCAUAAUCUUUGGAAGCAAAAGUUUAUCGAACAAAAACAAUAAAACGCAGAAAACAGAAAGAAAAAACUACCAAUCAGUCAUCGCGUGAGUGAGACUGACUGACACACGGCACUUCUCAUAGAAUUGACAAGGGUGUUGCAAAAACUGCAAAGAAAUUGGUAAAUUUUCUUUCUUUAGUGAAUCAGGGAAUCAGAGUUUGUGUCUGCCCAAAAUCGAGACCGACCCUAGAAAAAGACCUAUGCAAAAUGAUGAAGUGAUAAAGAUUAAUUGAGUGCACAUGACAAUCGAUUGAAGAAGAAGUUUCUUCAGUUUUUUUUCUCUCCUGUCGAGAAUAAGAGUUGAAUUGUAUUUAUAUUUGUUAUUUGCAAACCUCGCCGCGGGCUCUGUGAACUAAUUUCUCCGCCAUUCAGAGUCAGCCAGAGUGAAGAGGUGGAGUGUGGAACAAAGAACCAUCUCGUCGAAACCCACCCAAAACUAAUAAUUCCUCCUUCUCCUUUUCCUUUCUUGCAUCGAGUUCCUUUGUUUUGUGUUUCUCCUCUGUUGUUUGAUCUGUGUUUUGUGUUCUCACUGACAACACAUUCAUUCCUUUCGCGAAUCAUAAAGGAAGAACAUUCUUGACUUUGUCGUCUUCAUUUUUAAAGUCACUUUGCAACCAUUCCCAUACCCAGAUGGGGGCGAAGGCGAGUACCCCAGCAAAUAGUGGUCAUCAAAGUCCACGAACGCGCACAUUCUCGAGCAGUUCUAGCACCGAAGUGACGACGAGCAACACUUCUCCACCUGGCAAUACAGCCGGCUUUAAUGUGUUGCGAGCUCUGCCGGGCAUUCAAGUCCCACAAAAUGAUCGCCAGAGAGCCCGAAGUCUCUCAUCAGUUCCAGAUUUACAUCAAUCUGGUGGUGGUGGUGGUGUAGUUGGGAACAACAAUAACGGUCAUAACCAUCAUCAUCAUCACCAUCAUCAUCCACAUUUGGUCGGUCAUAAUGAUCGUAGUACUCUAAUUAAUCGUGGAGGUAGUAGCUCGACAGCUGUAGUAGUGUCGUCGGGUACUUCUAGUACCACUGUUGGUCCGGGUGAUCGUAUUAUUUAUGGUGGGCAUUCGAUAUUGUUAAAUGGUGGAACAACAACUGGUGGUGCUAUUAGUUUGGAACAAGUUGAAGAAGCAGGAAUUGUUGAUGGGAUAGCUGCGUCGGUGGCGGCAGCGGCAUCGGCAUCGAAUAGUGCCAUGGGACGAGUUUAUACAGCGACAUCGUUGCCAUCACAUAUAUGGUCGUUAAAUGGUAUCAAAUGCCCAGUUUGUAGUAAAUUCGUUCUGCCCGAUGACAUUGAAUGUCAUUUAGUUAUGUGCCUAACAAAACCUCGUCUCUCAUAUAAUGAGGAUGUUUUAACCGAUGCGAAAGGUGAAUGUGUGAUCUGCUUAGAGGAAUUAAACCCUGGAGAUGUUAUUGCAAGGCUGCCAUGUCUUUGUGUCUAUCACAAAGGAUGUAUAGAUAGAUGGUUUGAAGUAAAUCGCUCCUGUCCCGAACAUCCUGGCGAUUAGUAAGCCUAGUUAAACAUAAGUUAAUUAGAUAAUUAUUUUACGAAAUUAUAUAUAAUAUAAAAAUAAAAACAUACAAAAAUAAAAAAAAAAGAAUGUGAAAGAAAAAAAAAAUAAAAAACAAAAAAAUCUAACUGAUAAAACAAAAAAAAAAAACAUAUACGAAGCGAGAGGUGUAAACAACUCCUACCAAAUUAUUAUUCUUGUCAUAAAACCAAAACAAAAUAUUUUUCUAUAUAUAUAUAUAUAUAUGUGUACAUAUAAAUUAUAAUUAUUAUUGAUUUUUAUUAUUAUUAUUUCUUUUUAUAAUUAUUGUUUUGUUUUGUUUUUUCAUAAAAUCCCCUUUGUAUUUUUGUUUUUAUAUGAAUUAUUAUUUUAUUUAAUUUUUUUUCCUCAUUAAUUUUUUAUUUUUAUCUGUUCUGUAACUCAAAAUCUAUAAUGUAUAUGGCAUGUUUAUUUUUUUUUUGUUAAGUUUAAUAUUAUAUUAAACUUACAUGUAGGUUUAUUAAGAUUUUUUUAAUUAGUUUGUUUGUUCUUUAAGAUUUUAGAAAAAAUUUAAUGAAAUUGAUUUAUUUUAACAAAAAAAAAAGAAGAUAA
Episyrphus balteatus (marmalade hoverfly) is the source of this 2561-nucleotide messenger RNA. Its product is annotated as E3 ubiquitin-protein ligase znrf2. Lineage: Eukaryota; Metazoa; Arthropoda; Insecta; Diptera; Syrphidae. Bases 1101 to 1967 code for a protein of 288 amino acids. The record is from RefSeq and is a predicted model, not a curated record. The transcript has 4 exons.